Molecule: messenger RNA, 579 nt
Organism: Ochotona curzoniae (black-lipped pika)
Lineage: Eukaryota; Metazoa; Chordata; Mammalia; Lagomorpha; Ochotonidae
Gene: OFD1
Product: OFD1 centriole and centriolar satellite protein
Exons: 5
Coding region: 1-579 (192 amino acids)
Biological process (GO): epithelial cilium movement involved in determination of left/right asymmetry
Cellular component (GO): ciliary basal body; centrosome
Molecular function (GO): protein binding
Source: RefSeq, a predicted model, not a curated record
AUGGCGCCGGCGCGGGCGCAGUUCGCGUCUCGCGAGAAGAACGGCGCGUUCCGGCAGCGGGGUUCCGCCCGCGCAGCCUGGAUGACGACGAUGACCGCCACGCGCCGGCGCCGGGACCGCGAGCAGCGGGAAGAGCAGGAGGAAGAGAAGGAACGGAGGCGUGAGGCGCCCGACCUGCUGAGCCGCGACGCGCUGCGCCUCGCGCUGUUCCGCGCGUUCCGGGAGCGCGGCGUGCUCGACGCCCUCAAGGCGCAGCUGCGCGGGACGCUGGUGGCCGAGCUGCAGCGCCGGGCCCCCUCGGCGUCGUUGGCGUCGUCGUCGUCCCUGGCGUCGGCGUCGUCGUCCCCGGCGACGGGAGGGGGCGGGGCCGUGCUGGCGGCGGCGGCCGACGCCCUCGUGGCGCGGCACCUGCGCGCGCGGCGCUACGACUACUCGCUGUCCGUCUUCCUGCCCGAGAGCGGGCUGGGCGCCGCGCGGGCGCUGAGCGAGCGCGAGCUGCUGCGGCUCCUGAGCGUCGGACCCGCCUCGCCCGGAUACGCGGAGCUGGUGCGGGGGACGAAUAUAAAUAAUAUCAAAUAA